AUGUCAUCAAAUUAUCAAAGCGAGAGUGUUAGUGUUGGUUCGACCACUUCGUCUCGCUUCAUGAAUGAUAUUUGCUCCGAUCCAUUUAUUCCCUAUCGAAAAUUUACAGCGGAACAACAACGAGGCAAAGUUCCUUCACAAAGAUCUCAAAUUGCUCUUGUGGCUUGUCCUCCGAGACAUUCACUCUUCUGUAUGGGUGGUGUUGUUGAAGAACAUGUUGUGAGUGGAGAUCUUGAAGUAUUUGAAUUAGAUUUGAGAACAGGUGUUUGGCAACAACACUCUGUUAAUAAUUCAGCAAUUCGUCAGGCAUGGGGAAUGAAAUGUGUUUAUAGAAGAGCUGAUCAUGCAAUCUAUUUCUUUGGUGGUAAUGUGAGCAAUAUGGGAUAUCAAUUUCUAGAUAUUGGCGUUUUUAAAUUGGAUUUGAAUACAUUCAAGUGGAAAACACAUCUUGGUGACACAGGAUUAACUAACUGGAGGCAAGCAACUGGAAAUCUAACUGGUUACCCUUAUCCACACGAGAGGAAAGUCCAUUAUCAAAGUGUUUUUGAGACAGUUGUUCCUAUUGGUGAUUGUAAAAGAUAUGCUCAUGCUAUGGAAUUGAAAUCAGAUCAAUCGGGAUUUGUAGUGUUUGGGGGUGAGGGAUCACUUUUUGAAUUCGAUGAUUUUAUUGAAUUUGAUUUUAGAGAUUUGCUUUGGAAGGAUGUCGAGGUGUUGGCAGGUAAGAAACCAAGUUCCAGGCAUGUACUUUGUUCUGCAAUGGUCUUGAAUAAGUUCUUUAUUUUUGGUGGAAGAACAAGUAAUGACCAUUACUAUGCGAGUAGCUCUUCACUUAACUUGUUGGAAUAUUUUGACUUUAAUUGUAAGACUUGGUUCAGUGUUGAUUGUAACUACUCUUUCCCAGAUGCUAGAUUUGCAGCUGGAUUAUCAUCAUUUCAAUCUUAUGGAAAACCAAAGUUUAUUUCAAAGACUAUGAAGUUCAAUCAUAACUUUGAAUCACAAUAUGAAUACCUAAUUCUUCAUGGUGGAAGAAACGACAUAAAUAGAUUUAAAGAUACUCAAAUAUAUAACAUUGAGGAAGAAAUUUGGAAAAAUUGUAAACUAGUUGAUGAUUCACUUUCAAUGCUUGAUAUUCAGAGAGAAGAAGAGAAUGAAAAAUCUUCUUUGAAGAGAAUUACUCUAGGCAAGGAGAGAAAAUUAAAAAAGAAAAUACUGACCGACGAUGAAAUAAUUUACAGAGGAGGAAAUAUUGGAUUAUGUAUUGGUUAUAAUGAUAUUAACUUUAAAUCUAACUGCUUAUUCUAUGAUUAUGGAGAUAGUAUGACCACAUUUUCCAGACCAAUGAUUUCUUCUUAUCCUACAACAUUAUCUAAGAAAUUUCUUAGCUUUGGAGGUAAAACUGGCAAAACUGGUUAUUCUGAUUAUGAUUCUUCCCUUCUUACUUUUGAUUUGACUCACUUUGAUUAUCAAAACGACCCUUCUCUACUUAUUGAUCCAACUAAAAGUGCUUCUACUGAUGCUGUGUUUGAGGAAUUGUCCAUGAAGUUACUUAAAGAAAACAAUUAUUCAGAUUAUACCCUAGUAUCAACUGAUGGUGACAGAUUCCUAUGCCACAAAUUCAUGCUAUCCCAUAUUCAAUAUUUUAGAGAAUUGUUUGAGAAAAAGCUUGACACUACACACUUUACUACAUUGACAUUGAAGUGUUUACUAAGGUAUUGCUAUGGUAUUGAGUUAACCCCAAAUGAUGUCAGUCUUCCAUAUCAUGAAAAAGACACGCCAAUUUUUAAAGACUUUAUAGAGAUAUAUUCAGCUGUCUGUUCUAUUGGCAUUCAAGAAAUGAUUGAUUAUUUAAGAAAGUUAUUAUAUAUAUCAAUUGAUAUCAGGAAGGGUAUUUCUCUUUUCAAGAUUAUUUGGGACAAGCUUAAACUUUCAAAUGAUGCUAUCUUGAAAGAUUUGGCAAUUUUAACUGCUAAUUAUUUAUCCUUUAAUGUACUCCCAACAAUCAACGAAACACGAGAGAAACAUAUUGAUAUCUUCCUCAGUCAAAAAGGGUUCUCAGAAGAAGAAAUUUCCUUUUUCAAGCUCUGUUGCACUUCUCAGAUCGAUAGCUAUGAAACUAAGAGAGUAAGAUUGGCAAGAGAAUACAUGUACACUAAUUUCUCCAUGCUUAUGGAUAGCUCUCUUCAAUAUUCACAAAUCAACACUAACGCUACUUUAUCUUUGACAUUUGAAGACAAAACUUGGAAAAUUACAGUACCAAAGGCACUCCUUUGUAUUCGUUAUGAAUAUUUUAACAACUUGUUCAACAAUAUGGUUGUGGAUGAAAGUAAUGUGAUUGAUAUUUCAGAUGUCUCAAUGAUAUUUUAUUUGCAAGACCAAGCCCAUCCAUUAAUUUCUGUAGCAGCCUUAGUAUACUUUGCAUACACUAACGAUGUGGAUUUUGAAAAUGUAAUCUUAUGUAAAUCUGCUUUUCCAACUUGCGACACUACUGACAUUAAUCCUUCCUUUGAGAUUAAUCAAGAAACCAUUACUCAGUACAUUAUUGAUAUUUAUUCAAUGGCCGAUUUUAUAGCAGACAUUUCUUUGAAAGAGAGUUUGUUACAAUAUGUCAGAAGACUUGUAUCGAGUGGAGCAUUCAGCUGUGAUGAGUUAGAAGGUGCAGCAAAAGAGUUACAAAAAGUGGAUUUUGAAGUCUUGGCAGAGAUUGCCGAAAUUUUCUCAGAUUGUGUUUUGGAGCAAAGAGCUAUUGAAAUGAAGGUAAAGAAAUUGGAGGAAGAAGCUGCUUUCAAACACAGUAUUAAUCACGAUGAGGAUGAUGAGGAAGGUGAUUAUGAAGAUGAUGACUAUGAAGAUGAUGAAUAA
Messenger RNA from Naegleria gruberi, 2859 nucleotides. RefSeq lists its product as uncharacterized. Lineage: Eukaryota; Heterolobosea; Eutetramitea; Acrasida; Naegleriidae. Bases 1 to 2859 code for a protein of 952 amino acids. The transcript is spliced from 2 exons. The record is from RefSeq and is a predicted model, not a curated record. Gene Ontology annotation, molecular function: protein binding.